CAUUUUCGCCGAGUCCAGUAGUUGACAACUAUUUUCGAAUUUCGACAGCUGAUUCACUUGGCUGAAUUGAAUUAGUGAAGUUGGAGUUGUUAGCUAUAAACGGAUGGUUUGGGAAGUCGUGAAUUUUAUAUAAAUGAUUCGAUAAAACGGAUGAAUUAUGAGUAAUCAAUUUAAUAAAUUAGAUAAUGCAAAUCUUAUAUCAAUUGACGAUUACACUGGAAUCGAUGAAUUCAAUGACAGAGAGAGAUCUGAUCGAAAUCUAGAGUCAUCGGCCCAACAACAAACCAAUAUUUCUUAUACUGAACCAGUCGUUAAAAAUUAUUCGGAAGAUUCUGAUGAUCCCACUAAUAAAAAACACGCAGAAGAAAACAAAAAUUUUUGGACCUUAGAAUAUUAUCAACAAUUCUUCAAUGUUGAAACUCAUGACGUUUUUGAAAGAAUUAAAAAGUCUAUGUUACCAAGCAAUGAAGAUAAUUAUUUAUUAUCCCAGAUUAAACCGAACCCAGAUCUUUACGGGCCAUUUUGGAUUCCUGUCACUCUUAUAUUUGUGGUAGCGAUAAGUGGCAAUUUUGCUAAUUAUUUACAAACAGCCAAUAAUGGAAAGUAUCAUUGGAAAUAUGAUUUCCAUAUAGUAUCCUAUGCCGCAAUAUCUAUAUGUCUUUAUGUUUGGAUGUUACCUCUUAGUCUUUGGGGUGGAAUGAAGUGGACUAACGCUUCACCAAACAAUAGCUUAAAUACACAGUUAAUGGAGACUAAUCAAGACUUGAGGCUAUUAGAUCUACUAUGUCUUUAUGGUUAUUCUUUAUCAAUAUAUAUUCCAGUGGCUAUUUUGUGGACCAUUCAGAUUGGAUGGUUUCAAUGGUUACUAGUUGGUGUAGCAUCAUUAAUGUCCGGAGGAGUAUUACUUCGUUGCUUACUUCCAUUCAUAAACAGUAAGCAGAAACUAAUAUACACUGCAAUAAUUACUGGAAUGCAUUUAUUAUUAGCUGCGGGAUUUAUGCUGUAUUUUUUCCAUGUGCCUGACAGAGAUCUUACUUCGGAAUCGAAUCACGGAUCAACGACUAUCAAGACAAUUACUUUAGAAAAGAAUAACUAAAAAUACCUAAUUCCACAUGAAUGAUUUUUGUAGUUUAAAUUUAUGUAAUAAUUUUUUUUUUUUUUUUCAUAAGAAUAUGUAA
Microplitis mediator is the source of this 1178-nucleotide messenger RNA. RefSeq names its product protein YIPF1. The transcript has 4 exons. The record is from RefSeq and is a predicted model, not a curated record. The coding region runs from base 158 to 1096 and encodes 312 amino acids. Gene Ontology annotation, biological process: vesicle-mediated transport. Lineage: Eukaryota; Metazoa; Arthropoda; Insecta; Hymenoptera; Braconidae. Gene Ontology annotation, cellular component: membrane; Golgi apparatus. Gene Ontology annotation, molecular function: small GTPase binding.